Messenger RNA from Colletotrichum destructivum, 2161 nucleotides. Its product is annotated as Putative fatty acid desaturase domain, sphingolipid delta4-desaturase. The record is from RefSeq and is a predicted model, not a curated record. Gene Ontology annotation, molecular function: sphingolipid delta-4 desaturase activity. The transcript has 2 exons. Gene Ontology annotation, biological process: ceramide biosynthetic process. Gene Ontology annotation, cellular component: membrane. Lineage: Eukaryota; Fungi; Ascomycota; Sordariomycetes; Glomerellales; Glomerellaceae. Bases 379 to 1521 code for a protein of 380 amino acids.
AGGAGAUUUGCCAUUUUCGAGGCGUGAUCUUCUUCCCGACAACACUCGAUUCGCUUGCGUGCAGAGGGGGAAAUACACAACAAUCUCUUUUCGUACAGGAAAAGCGCACAGGGUCAACACUGCCGUUUCCUUCCACGGGCGCCCUCUUCCAACUGAUCUCUUGUCUUUAUAUAAAUCCAUAUUAAGGACCCAGAGCAGUGACGGACUCUCGUUUUACCUUGUCCCAUUCGCCCCCCUCCACUCAGGACAGAUAUAUUCCACUUGUUUCUUGCCAGAAAAACAACAACAGUGCCAUCUCUCUGUACUCACGCGCUCCCUACACACACGCGCAAACACGAGGAUACACCAGACAACACACCUCUUUACCAAAUUGCGACAAUGGCCUCAUCCGGCGCCGAAACCGUGACAGCGGCGUCCAAGCGCAAGUCCACCGCCGCGCCCGCUGCAGAUGGCGCCGCCGCCGCCGGUAAGCUGAAGACCGACGCGGCGUCCGCCGAGAAAGACUUCUUCUGGACCUACACCGAGGAGCCGCACCGAACCCGCCGCCUUGCCAUCAUCAAGGCUCACCCCGAGGUCACAAAGCUCUGCGGGCCGGAGCCCCUGACAAAGUACGUCGUCGCCGGCGUCGUCGCGAUGCAAAUCUUUUGGGCCUGGUACCUCAGCGAGACGCCCUUCUUCUCCUGGAAGUUCUGGCUGGUCGGCUACAUCUUCGGCGCCACCGCCAACCAGAACCUUUUCCUCGCCAUCCACGAAAUUUCCCACAACCUCGCCUUCCGCUCCCCGCUUGCCAACCGCCUCUUUGCCAUUGUCGCCAACCUUCCCAUCGGCGUCCCCUACAGCGCCUCCUUCCGCCCCUAUCACCUCACCCACCACAAGUCCCUGGGUGUCGACGGCCUCGACACCGACCUUCCCACCGCAAUCGAGGUCGUCUUCUUUGACUCCAUCCUUGGCAAGGCCUUCUUCUGCACCUUCCAGAUCUUUUUCUACGCCAUCCGCCCGACCCUCAUCUACAGCGUCGCCUUCACCUGGGUCCACUACGUCAACAUCGCCGUCCAGCUCGCUUUCGACUUCGCUCUCUACUCCGCUUUUGGCUUCAACGCCAUCCUCUACCUCCUUCUCUCCUCCUUCCUCGCCGGCUCCCUGCACCCGGUCGCCGGCCACUUCAUCGCCGAGCACUAUGUCUAUGAGACCGUCCCCGCCGCUGCCCGCGACGCCGCCAACAAUAUCCCCGUACCCGAGACCUUCUCCUACUACGGGCCCCUUAACUUCCUUACCUACAACGUCGGCCUGCACAACGAGCACCACGAUUUUCCCGCCGUCCCCUGGACUCGCCUGCCCAAGCUGCGUGAGCUCGCCAAGGAGUUCUACGACGACCUGCCCCGCCAUGAGAGCUGGACCUAUGUCAUCUGGCGCUUCAUCCUCGACGAGAACGUUGGCAUGACCUCCCGCGUCAAGAGGAAGCAGGGCGGCCGCAUUGUUGGUGGCGGCGCAAAAUGGUCACGCGAGGAGAUUGAGGCUUGAGUUUAGAUACAGCCGUAAAUUUCUUAAGAAAACCCCCUUUUCAACUUAAUUAACAUUUUGUCACGAAAAAAAAACGCUGGGGCUGGUAGGAGAGAAAGAUGGAACAGCACCCGCAAGAAGAAUUGUUGUUCGUUUGCCUUUGGUUUCAUGAGUGGGCGUUGAUAAAAUGGCCUGUUGGUACGAGCACACGUCGGUACGAAGCUUUUGUGGCAAUGACGAACGAGAAUACUCACUAUACAUAGGCAUUGGACUGUGCUCAUUAGAAGGGUCUUGCUAAGAUACCCGCCUGCUAGAUAUCUGAGCAAAGGUGCUUCAAGACCUCAGUUCUUGAAAUGCCACCGGUCGAACACAGCUUUCGGUGAGGAGGAUGUCCGUUUCACUGCGAUAUGACCAAGGCAUAAGUGACAAACGAGGGGCAAAUGCAAACAUGUACUGGAAGCACUUGCUCAAAACCUAUCCCCAUCGUCAAAGCUUCUCUUUCAUGUCCUAUUCAUGGUCACAGUACCAGUCCCCGAAGCGAAAGCCUAAGGGAUCAAGGGAGGGGCAAGUCGGUAGGGGUCACUGUCACUUGCAAAUGCCAGAGCCAAAUGGUGAGAUCAGUUUCUGAAAUCAACUACUUCGCGUCCAGGACGCCGGGCCG